AUGCGUCCAGUCAUCAUCGGGCUGCCCUUUGCUGCCCUUGGUCUUGCCAGGCCCUUCAGCUUGAUGGGCAGUAUGGCCGGGGCAGCCAAGGGUGUCGAGGGUGCUGCCAAAGGCUCGAUAGAAGCUGUCGGCAAUGCGGCCGGGACCGUUACCAAAGGCAUGACCGACACCCUCUGCGACAUCUCGGUUGGCGGCGUUGUACAGACGUCGACAGGUCCCAUGUGUGCUGCUGUUGAGAGCGCUGCAAAGGACUCGAUGAAUGCAGUUGGCGACGCUGCCCAAAACGUUGCCAAGGGCACGGCACAACUCGCCGACGAUACCGUCGAGGCAGCAAAGAGCAUGGCAAAGGGCACGGCAGACAUGGCAGGCGAAGCCGUCGACGCGGCCGGGAACAUGGUCAAGGGCUCGGUAGACACCGUGAGCAAUGCUAUGAAGAGCACGACCGACACCCUCUGCGACAUCACCGUUGGCGGCGACGUCAAUGUUUCGACGGGCGAUCUUUGCAAAGCUGCCCAGAGCGCAGCCGGGAACAUGGUAAAGGGGUCGGUGGAGGCCGUUAGUCAAGCUGCCGGGACAGCAGGAAACAUGGCCAAGGGCGCGGCAGAUGCUGUUGGAGAAGCGGCUGGGACGGCCGGGAACAUGAUGAAGGGCGCGGCGGAUGCUGUUGGUGAAGCCGCUGGUGCAGCCGGAAACAUGGCCAAGGGCGCGGCUGAUGCUGUUGGUAAUGCCGCUGGUACGGCCGGGAACAUGGUCAAGGGCGCCGCAGAUGCUGUUGGUAAUGCUGCUGGGACCAUGGCGAAAAGCACGACUGACACUCUCUGCGACAUUACGGUUGGCGGCGACGUGAAUGUUUCGACGGGUAGCCUCUGCAAGGCUGUUGGCGCUGCUGUUUAG
This is a messenger RNA of Metarhizium brunneum ARSEF 3297, 894 nucleotides long. RefSeq lists its product as uncharacterized. Lineage: Eukaryota; Fungi; Ascomycota; Sordariomycetes; Hypocreales; Clavicipitaceae. The record is from RefSeq and is a predicted model, not a curated record.